AUGCCAGUCCUUGUUCACCCCUGUAAGUCUUUCUCCUUCCUCGACUCAUCUCUGCAGCUUAACAAUUUGAACAUACCAAGCAGAGCGCUUGCAAGCAUCCCCAAAUACUCAAUUGCAAAGCGUCCAAGUUAUAGCUCAUUUUCCACUAUUGGGUUGUCUAAAAGACUGAAAAUUUCUAGGAAUUUACCCAUCUGGGGAAGAAAGCGCAUUACUUUUUGCUCUAGGAGUGAUGUGUAUGACGUUUUUUCGAGUACCCAUUUGGUCAAUAAGUCCGAAGGAGAUGUAGUUGAAGAGAAUGAAGAGCUUGAGUUGCUAGAUAAGCCUUCCCCUAUGCCUAUUAAUAAUGGGUCUGUUUCAGAAGUAGAUAAAGAUUCUGAAAAACUUGAUAAUGAUUCUGAGAAGCUUGAUAAAGACGAGGCCUUAGCGCCUUUCUUGAAGUUUUUCACGCCAAGAGAUUCUGCAGAUGGAGAUGGGGUAGAAGAAAAGGGAGGUGAGAUAGGAGUUUUUGAGGAAAAAAGUGAAUUGGAUGAUGAAAAUGAGGAAGUUGAGAAGGUUAAUGUUGAGUACUAUGAACCAAAACCGGGUGAUUUUGUGGUUGGCGUUGUUGUUUCGGGCAAUGAGAAUAAACUUGACGUGAAUGUAGGAGCAGACUUAUUGGGUACAAUGUUGACUAAGGAGGUGCUGCCUUUGUAUGACAAAGAGAUGGACUACUUGUUAUGUGAUACGGAUUAUGAUGCUGAAAAAUUUAUGGUUAGAGGGAAGAUGGGAAUUGUGAAAACUGAAGCUGUGGAUGGGGGAGCAAUUCCAGGGAGGCCUGUUGUUGAAACUGGAACUGUUUUGUUUGCUGAGGUUCUUGGAAGAACGCUUAGUGGUAGGCCUUUGCUUUCGACUAGGCGACUCUUCCGGCGAAUUGCUUGGCAUCGAGUGAGGCAGAUAAAACAACUGAAUGAACCUAUUGAAGUUACAAUUACAGAAUGGAAUACCGGAGGCCUUCUUACAAGAAUUGAGGGUCUGCGAGCUUUCCUCCCAAAAGCUGAGUUAUUGAGUAAAGUGAACAACUUCACUGAACUCAAAGAGAAUGUGGGAUGCCGGAUGCAUGUGCAGAUUACUCGCAUGGAUGAAGCUAAGAAUGACUUAGUAUUGAGUGAGAAAGAAGCUUGGGAAAUGUUACAUCUUAAAGAAGGAACACUUUUAGAAGGAACAAUUAAGAAACUUUUUCCAUAUGGAGCCCAAGUGAGGAUAGGCGAAACUAACAGGAGUGGCUUGCUGCACAUAUCAAACAUGACUCGUGGUCGAAUUACCUCUGUCAGUGACAUACUUAAGGUUAAUGAGAAGAUCAAAGUUCUAGUUGUGAAGUCAAUGUUUCCUGACAAAAUAUCUCUCAGCACUGCUGAACUUGAAAGUGAACCUGGCCUCUUUUUAUUAAACAGAGAGCGAGUACUUUCAGAGGCUGAAAUGAUGGCAAAGAAGUACAGGCAAAAGCUGCCUGCUGUUCCAGGCAAUCGUAAGUCAGAAUCCCCUCAAAGCGAUGCUCUACCUUUUGAUAAAUUAAGCAUGUAUGCAAAUUGGAAAUGGUUCAAAUUUGAAAAGGAGGAGUAA
Messenger RNA from Prunus armeniaca (apricot), 1599 nucleotides. The record is from the annotation of a GenBank genome assembly. Lineage: Eukaryota; Viridiplantae; Streptophyta; Magnoliopsida; Rosales; Rosaceae.